Prorocentrum cordatum is the source of this 1527-nucleotide messenger RNA. The record is from the annotation of a GenBank genome assembly. NCBI's taxonomy places the organism in Eukaryota, Dinophyceae, Prorocentrales, Prorocentraceae.
CUCUACCCCCUGCUCUAUCCUCUAUCCAAACGGAUGCAUGAUCGGGACAAAGUCGGAUUGUGAUACAUUUCGAACCUCUGAGAUCUGGCGUCUCUGAGGGAUGUAUCGGGCGCCACAGCCAGAACGUUCUGGAGCGAUUCAUCCCGGUAGUGACGCUGGCAGGAGAGAGUGGCAUUGACAGUGUAGUUCGGCGCACGUGUUGAUGAUCAGCUACGUUGUCAAUGCAUCGCUGCUGGGGGACUUUGCGGUGCUUUUGCUCGCCGGAGCACGUGACACAUGCGCGGGGCGGCAUCGUGAAUGCCACGCUUUCCCGUGGCUUUGCCGUGUUCCAGCUCCGAUCGCAUACCGCUCGAGACGGCGGAGAGCUUGAGAGGUCCGUCCAACAAGACGUCUGACCCGUCCAUCACACCUCCCGCAGCUCCCUGCAGAUCGGAGGGGGCCGGCAGCUGCAGCACCACGGAGCAGGGGCGGCUGCUCGGCGCGGUGCCCCCUGCCUCGAAGAAGCCGGGGCUCGCCGUCCUGCCGAACUGCCACGCCGAGCAGACUUUCGCCGUGGAGGUCAGGAAGGCCAGCGAUGAGCUUGGUGGCGCAGGCCCUGGCAGCGGCACGCCGCCCUUGAUCUCCAGUGUCCAGUGCGUGCUGAAGUACAGGGGCGCCGCGGGGGAGCUGCGGGUGCGGGUGCACACGUGGUCCGCUGCGUUCGGCGACCCGCCGCUGGACGAGGAGGCGGCCGCGGUGCUGCUGUCGGGGCUCGCCCUCGGCGACCUGCGGCGCGGCCGCCCCGUGGCCGAGGUGCGCGCCGAGCUCGAGGGCCGCUGCCGCCAGGGCGGCGCCCCCGGCGCCCCCGAGCGCCUGGCGAGAUACGUGUCCGGCAUGCUCUGGUCCGACGCCUUCCGUGUUGACGCUGGCCAACACUCACGGGCAGAUCUCUUCGCGCAUGCCCGGAGCAGGCUGGAGGCGCUUCCCGUGCCCCUGGUGGUCGCCUUCUACAGCCCUCGCCUCGUCGCCGCCCUGGACGCCGCGGCCUGCGCGACCGGCGACGAGGGCGGCGCCCCCGUGCAGGUGGCGCCCGGCCGCCGCGUGCCCUCGGACGACGGGCUGUGCCUGCUGGAGGACGGCAGGUCGAUCCUGCUCUGGGUUGGGCCCGCGGUGGACCCAGCCAAGGCCAGGUGGCUGCAGGGCCUGUCGGGGGCGGUCGAGGGCUGGGCCGGCUGGCCGCCCGAGGCGCAGGCGGACCCCACGUUGAAGGCAUGGUCCGAGCGGCUGCCGGGCCUGGUCGCGAAGGCGCGCGCAGAGUGCGGAUUGCCUUUCGCGCGGGUGCGCGUCGUGCCGCAGCACGAGUCCGCGGACCCCCGACCCGAUUCGGCCUUCACGCAGUGGGUGGAGCUGGCAGUGCUACCUGCACCUGUGGCCCCUUCUAAACCUGACUCCUCCCACCUGACCCGCUCCACCAUUCCUUUCCUUUCUGCCUUGUUCGUUGCGUGUUCUGGCGAGGGUGAGGAGAAUUACAGCGGGUGGGACCCGUGA